AUGGGCGUUGUGAACACAGAAGAAUCAGAUGUUGCCGUUGUUCCUGUUCCUGGCGUUUUUACUCGUGGUCGUUGGAAAUGUUGGGACUAUAGGGACAAUCCCGUUGUUGAAGAAAAAGUUUUAAAUUACAGCGAUAAAGUUGAAAAGAACGCAGCAACAAAUGAGGAUAUGGAUGAUCCGAUUGUUCAAGUGAAAAAAAUUUAUAUUCUACUUUUUGAUCCAAAUUCUCGAGGGAAACCAGUUCCUGAUGCUACAAGUGAAAUUAUUUUUCCUUCAAUUGACACCUCCGCUACGGCCGAAUCACUUCCGCAGACUAUUGCCGAUGUCCAUGCAUCUACGGAGGGUUCUUCUACACCUGUAACAAUGGUUUUUUCGGGACCUAUCACAGGGAAUGAAAAUGGCUCUUUAACUUCUUCAAAAGAGUCGAGUACUAUUGUCGUUACUUCAAUCACUCCCGCGCCGGCAACUCUGCUUCGGGGAGCAUCUCGUGCUGUGACACUUCCAACAUCUCCAGAGCAGCAACCCCUUGUUUCUUCAACUUUAACAGUCUUGAACGAAGGCGAGAUUACUGUGAAUUCAUCGGUGCCUUUAUCUCCGGCUGUAACACAGAGCUCUACAACGGCAACAAUCAGUAGUUUGUCACCUCAAGCAAGUUUAGCUAACUCAAGUCUUGUGAAUCCAUCAUUAACAAAUCUUGCAUCAGUAAACUCUAAUGGGACUGCAUGUUCGGUGUCUGCAAACGUUGUUCAACCCGCAAGGCAAAUUCUUAAUCGUGACUCGAGUGUAGUGCAGAGCAGCACUUCUCCAGUCCUUUCUCGACAGACGUCUCUAGCUUCGUUUUCCGAGGUUCCGAACGCCGCAGUUCCAACUAUGUUGUCACCAAUAGAGUCUGUCCUCGAAGACGCGUUCUUUGCCUUGAUGGAUCUUUAA
Messenger RNA from Enterobius vermicularis (human pinworm), 930 nucleotides. NCBI's taxonomy places the organism in Eukaryota, Metazoa, Nematoda, Chromadorea, Rhabditida, Oxyuridae. The record is from the annotation of a GenBank genome assembly.